CGUCAUCAGUGAGCGAUAACAUAGCCUCAGUGCCACUGACUGGACUCGUUCAGCAUGAUGUUGUUUUGUCUGUUACAGAGGGUGAUAAAUGGGGAACAGGUGGAGAAGCCCGUUCUUCAACUCCUGAGCUCUAAGAAGAUCACAGGAUCUGGUAAUGCAGACAGAUACAGGCUACUGUUGUCGGACGGGAAGCACAGCUACUCACAUGCCAUGUUGGCCACACAAAUGAACAGCAUGGUGGAGUCAGGAGAGAUGGACAGUCUGGCUGUGCUGCGGAUAGACAAGUACAUGGCUAAUGUCAUCCAGCCUGACCGACGUGUGAUGAUUCUGUUAGGGAUAACUGUGUUGGCACGGGGCCAAGAGGUCGGUCAGAGAAUUGGAAACCCACAGCAGUACAGGCCUGGUGAACAGAGCUCAAAUCCGGCCCCAGUCCAGCAGCAAGCACCUGUGCAGAAUGGACACGCCACCAACAAAUUCACAGGUGGAAUGAACAACAACAACAACAACACAAGCAAACAUGGUCCUCCAGCUCCUUAUGGUAAGAAGGUCAUGGACACACCUGGUACCCCUGGGGGUGGGGGACGGAUUCAUUCCAUCAUUAGCCUCACACCUUACCAGAACAGAUGGAGAAUUCGGGCACGCGUCACCAACAAGUCCUCUAUCCGCACAUGGAGCAACUCUCGGGGUGAAGGGAAGCUGUUCAGUGUCAACCUCCUGGAUGAGAGUGGAGAGAUUCGAGCCACGGGAUUUAACGAUGCUGUGGACAAAUUCUACGACUUUCUGGAGGUCAACAAGGUAUAUUACAUCAGCAAAGGCACACUGAAGACGGCCAACAAACAGUACACCUCUAUCAACAACGACUACGAGAUGACCUUCAACUCUGACACGAUGAUUGAGCUGUGUGACGAGUCUGUUGACCUCCCAACUAUGACCUUUGACUUUGUGGAAAUCAAUAAAUUAGAUAGCCACCAACCUGGGGCUCUUAUAGAUGUCAUCGGGGUCGUGAGGUCUGCAGGAGAUGUUGGCACCGUGGUGGGUCGCCAGAGUAACAGAGAGAUCUCCAAACGAGAGCUGCAGCUCGUGGACCAAUCGGGGAUGGGGGUGAAUUUGACACUCUGGGGGAAUGAGGCUGAGUCGUUUGAGAUGAAGGGCUCACAGGUGAUGGCUGUUAAAGGCUGCAGACUCUCUGACUACGGAGGUCGCUCACUGUCUUGUUUGGCCAGCAGUCAGAUGAUUGUGAACCCAGACAUCCGAGAGGCUCAAAUGUUGAGGGGGUGGUAUGACAAGGUAGGCCAGAACAUGGACUUCACAGGAUACAGGAACGAGGGAGGAAUGGGGGCUGGGGCAGGUUCUAGCACAAACUGGAAAUACUUCUCACAAGUUAAGACUGAGAACCUGGGUCAUGGAGACAAAGCUGACUACUUCACAGCCAAGGGGACUGUACUCUUCCUGCGCAAAGAAAACUGCAUGUAUCAGGCGUGUCCCUCAGAGAACUGUAACAAGAAGGUUGUGGAUCAAGGGAACGGUUUGUACCGGUGUGAGAAGUGUCAGAAGGAAUUCCCCAACCACAAAUGGAGGAUGAUUCUAUCAGCUAACUUGUCUGAUUUCUCAGACAACCAGUGGGUGACGUGUUUCCAGGAGUCUGCAGAAAUGCUGUUAGGUGCUGGAGCGGACCAGCUCGGGGAUAUGAGAGAAUCUAAUGAAGUAGCUUUUGACCAGGUUUUCCAGCAAGCCUUGUUCAAGACCUACAUUUUUAAGCUACGAGCCAAGGUGGAAACAUACAACGAUGAAAGUCGCUUGAAGACAGUUUGUGUGAAUGCAGCACCAAUCGACUGGGUCGAGCACGGGAAGCGGCUGGUGGAGGAAAUAAACAAAAUGUCUUCAUUGUGAGGAGGAGGGAAAAACGUUUUCGGAGCAAAUGGAAAAAUUCAUGUGAUGUCCUGUCAGCUUUGUGACUUGUGCUGUUGCCAUUGCCAUAUUUUAUGGACUCCUUAUCAGGGACAGAUCGAAAAUUUCUGCUGACAAGUAUGAAAGGAUUUUGGGGAUAUGAGAAAUUACAGCUCCCAUUUUUGGUAUGCUGGUUAGGGCUGGUUGAGUGAAUACUUUAUUAUAUUAGCUCUUUGGUUUACAGCCUUCUUAGAAGAAACUUUACACUCUAAUCACUUUAGGGUAUGCCAGUCUUAAGGUGUUUGAGAAUUAGUGUAAUUUUCAAACAUUCAGGAGAGAAACUGUAGAGUAGAUUUGUGAAAAAAAAAGGUUAAGCUCGUGAACACUCCUUACCAUAUCACCGCACUAGCGUGAAUGAAUUGGGGAGGGGAGUGGGUCUGUUCAGAUAGGGUGUACAGAGUAAUGAUGCCCGUAGCAGUGUUGGAGUGAGAGUGCCAAUUUUUUAAACAACCAGUUACAAGGUAUCUUGUUAGCAGUUCUGACUUUGCGUUCAAUUUCUGGUAGAAAUCUCCCAAUGUAUGUCGUAUUUUAGCUCUAGUAUUAUAGAUGUAUAUAGCAUCUUCAGAUCAAACAAGUAAGGAGCUCAGAGUACGGGUCGGUUUGUCUUCACUUGAAAUGGAGAUGUUUUUUUCAUUGAUCACUAUCUGUUGACACGAAGGCUUGCGUGUAAAAUGAUGUCUUAAGGAAUGAGGUUAGCUCUCACACUUUCUUUUGUAACACAAAUAUAUGUGU
Liolophura sinensis is the source of this 2679-nucleotide messenger RNA. RefSeq names its product replication protein A 70 kDa DNA-binding subunit-like. NCBI's taxonomy places the organism in Eukaryota, Metazoa, Mollusca, Polyplacophora, Chitonida, Chitonidae. Gene Ontology annotation, cellular component: nucleus. Gene Ontology annotation, molecular function: DNA binding. The transcript is spliced from 16 exons. The record is from RefSeq and is a predicted model, not a curated record. Gene Ontology annotation, biological process: DNA recombination; DNA replication; DNA repair. Bases 55 to 1890 code for a protein of 611 amino acids.